Dipodomys ordii (Ord's kangaroo rat) is the source of this 5565-nucleotide messenger RNA. It is a transcript of the gene Ptprs, whose product is annotated as protein tyrosine phosphatase, receptor type, S. The record is from RefSeq and is a predicted model, not a curated record. Lineage: Eukaryota; Metazoa; Chordata; Mammalia; Rodentia; Heteromyidae. The transcript has 34 exons. Gene Ontology annotation, biological process: protein dephosphorylation. Gene Ontology annotation, molecular function: protein tyrosine phosphatase activity; protein binding. The coding region runs from base 13 to 5565 and encodes 1850 amino acids.
CCGCUACCAAGCAUGGCGCUCGCCCGGGGACCUGGCAUGGUGUCCGUGGUGGGGCCCGUGGGUCUCUUCCUCAUGCUGCUGGUCGGAGCCUGCGGGGCAGAAGAGCCGCCCAGAUUUAUCAAAGAACCCAAGGACCAAAUCGGAGUGUCGGGGGGCGUGGCCUCGUUUGUGUGCCAGGCGGCGGGCGACCCCAAGCCUCGGGUGACCUGGAACAAGAAGGGCAAGAAGGUCAACUCGCAGCGCUUCGAGACCAUCGAGUUUGACGAGAGCUCCGGAGCCGUGCUCAGGAUCCAGCCGCUCCGGACGCCCCGGGACGAGAACGUGUACGAGUGUGUGGCCCAGAACUCGGUCGGGGAGAUCACCGUCCAUGCCAAACUCACCGUCCUGAGAGAGGACCAGCUGCCCCCCGGCUUCCCCAACAUCGACAUGGGCCCCCAGCUGAAGGUGGUGGAGAGGACGCGGACGGCCACCAUGCUGUGUGCUGCCAGCGGGAACCCUGACCCCGAGAUCACCUGGUUCAAGGACUUCCUGCCGGUGGACCCCAGCGCCAGCGGCGGGCGCAUCAAGCAGCUGCGCUCAGGAGCCCUGCAGAUCGAGAGCAGCGAGGAGACGGAUCAGGGCAAAUACGAGUGCGUGGCCACCAACAAUGCAGGCGUGCGCUACUCCUCCCCCGCCAACCUCUACGUGCGAGUCCGCCGCGUAGCCCCCCGCUUCUCCAUCCUGCCUGUGAGCCACGAGAUCAUGCCUGGCGGCAAUGUGAACAUCACCUGCGUGGCCGUGGGCUCGCCCAUGCCAUACGUGAAGUGGAUGCAGGGGGCCGAGGACCUGACGCCCGAGGACGACAUGCCGGUGGGCAGGAACGUCCUGGAGCUCACUGACGUCAAGGACUCGGCCAACUACACGUGCGUGGCCAUGUCCAGCCUGGGCGUGAUCGAGGCCGUGGCCCAGGUCACCGUGAAGUCCCUCCCCAAAGCCCCCGGGACCCCCGUGGUGACAGAGAACACAGCGACCAGCAUCACCGUCACCUGGGACUCGGGCAACCCGGACCCUGUGUCAUACUACGUGAUCGAGUACAAGUCCAAGAGCCAGGAUGGGCCAUACCAGAUUAAAGAGGACAUCACCACCACACGCUACAGCAUUGGUGGACUGAGCCCCAACUCUGAGUACGAGAUCUGGGUGUCGGCUGUCAACUCCAUUGGCCAGGGCCCCCCCAGUGAGUCGGUGGUGACUCGCACGGGCGAGCAGGCCCCAGCCAGCGCCCCACGGAACGUGCAGGCCCGCAUGUUGAGCGCCUCCACCAUGAUCGUACAGUGGGAGGAGCCCGUGGAGCCCAACGGGCUCAUCCGCGGCUACCGCGUCUACUACACCAUGGAGCCCGAGCACCCUGUGGGCAACUGGCAGAAGCACAAUGUGGACGACAGCCUGCUUACCACCGUGGGGUCCCUGCUGGAGGACGAGACCUACACCGUGCGUGUGCUGGCCUUCACCUCCGUGGGCGAUGGGCCGCUGUCGGAACCUAUCCAGGUCAAGACACAGCAGGGGGUGCCCGGCCAGCCCAUGAACCUGCGGGCCGAGGCCAAGUCCGAGACAAGCAUCGGGCUGUCGUGGAGCGCACCAAGGCAAGAGAGCAUCAUCAAGUACGAGCUGCUGUUCCGCGAGGGGGACCGCGGCCGCGAGCCGGGUGGGGCCCGAGGACCCCGCAGCGAGGCUCAGGCCAGGCGCGUCCCCGGGACUGCGGGCUCCUUAGCUGAACACAAGGAACCGUCCGCCCCCCCUCAAGACGUAAAAUGUACCAGCAUGCGCUCCACGGCCAUUUUGGUAAGUUGGCGCCCGCCGCCGCCAGAAACACACAACGGGGCCCUGGUGGGCUACAGCGUCCGCUACCGACCGCUGGGCUCCGAGGACCCGGAAUCCAAGGAGGUGAACGGCAUCCCCCCGACCACCACUCAGAUCCUGCUCGAAGCGCUGGAAAAGUGGACCGAGUACCGGAUCACGACUGUGGCGCACACGGAGGUCGGAGCAGGGCCCGAGAGCUCGCCCGUGGUCGUCCGCACCGACGAGGACGGUCCCCUCCUGGCUGGAGUGGAGCAGCAGAACAAGACACAAGGCCGUGUAGAUAGCCCGUGGCUACAGUGCACAGAAAUGGUCAUCAGCAACCUGCAGCCUGAGACGGCCUACUCCAUCACCGUGGCCGCCUACACCAUGAAAGGCGACGGCGCGCGCAGCAAGCCCAAGGUGGUGGUGACCAAGGGAGCAGUGCUGGGCCGCCCCACCCUGUCGGUGCAGCAGACCCCCGAGGGCAGCCUGCUGGUCUCACCCAAGAACUUCAAGGUGAAGAUGAUCAUGAAGACGUCGGUGCUGCUGAGCUGGGAGUUCCCCGACACCUACAACUCCCCCACGCCCUACAAGAUCCAGUACAAUGGGCUCACACUGGAUGUGGAUGGCCGCACCACCAAGAAGCUCAUCACGCACCUCAAGCCACACACCUUCUACAACUUUGUGCUCACCAACCGCGUCAGCAGCCUGGGUGGCCUGCAGCAGACGGUCACUGCCUGGACCGCCUUCAACCUGCUGAGCAGCAAGCCCAGCGUCGCACCCAAGCCUGAUGCUGACGGCUCCAUCGUGGUCUACCUGCCCGACGGCCAGAGCCCCGUGCCCGUGCAGAGCUACUUUAUUGUGAUGGUGCCGCUGCGCAAGUCUCGUGGCGGCCAGUUCCUGACCCCGCUGGGCAGCCCGGAGGACAUGGACCUGGAAGAGCUGAUCCAAGACCUCUCCCGGCUGCAGAGGCGCAGCCUGCGACACUCGCGCCAGCUGGAGGCGCCCCGGCCCUACAUCGCAGCCCGCUUCUCCGUCCUGCCCGCCAUUUUCCAUCCUGGGAACCAGAAGCAAUACGGCGGCUUUGACAACCGGGGCCUGGAGCCCGGCCACCGCUAUGUCCUCUUCGUGCUUGCUGUGCUGCAGAAGAACGAGCCUACGUUUGCAGCCAGCCCCUUCUCAGACCCCUUCCAGCUGGACAACCCCGACCCCCAGCCCAUUGUGGACGGCGAGGAGGGCCUCAUCUGGGUGGUGGGGCCCGUGCUGGCGGUGGUCUUCAUCAUCUGCAUCGUCAUCGCCAUCCUGCUGUACAAGAACAAACCAGACAGUAAGCGCAAGGACUCAGAACCCCGCACCAAAUGCCUGUUGAACAACGCUGACCCUGCCCCCCACCACCCCAAGGACCCCGUGGAGAUGCGGCGCAUUAACUUCCAGACGCCAGGCAUGCUCAGCCACCCACCCAUCCCCAUCGCCGACAUGGCCGAGCACACCGAGCGGCUCAAGGCCAACGACAGCCUCAAGCUCUCCCAGGAAUACGAGUCCAUCGACCCCGGGCAGCAGUUCACGUGGGAGCACUCCAACCUGGAGGUGAACAAGCCCAAGAACCGCUACGCCAACGUCAUCGCCUACGACCACUCCCGCGUCAUCCUGCAGCCCAUCGAAGGCCUUGUGGGCAGCGACUACAUCAACGCCAACUACGUGGACGGCUACCGGCGGCAGAACGCGUACAUCGCCACGCAGGGGCCCCUGCCCGAGACCUUCGGUGACUUCUGGCGGAUGGUGUGGGAGCAGCGCUCCGCCACCAUCGUCAUGAUGACAAGGCUAGAGGAGAAGUCUCGGAUCAAGUGUGACCAGUACUGGCCCAACCGGGGCACCGAGACCUACGGCUUCAUCCAGGUCACGCUGCUGGACACCAUCGAACUGGCCACGUUCUGCGUGCGGACCUUCUCCCUGCACAAGAACGGCUCCAGUGAAAAGCGGGAGGUCCGCCAUUUCCAGUUCACCGCGUGGCCUGACCAUGGGGUGCCCGAGUACCCCACGCCCUUCCUGGCCUUCCUGCGGAGGGUGAAGACCUGCAACCCGCCCGACGCAGGUCCCAUCGUGGUCCACUGCAGUGCUGGUGUGGGCCGCACGGGCUGCUUCAUCGUCAUCGACGCCAUGCUGGAGCGGAUACGGCCCGAGAAGACAGUGGACGUGUACGGACACGUGACGCUCAUGCGCUCACAGCGCAACUACAUGGUGCAGACGGAGGACCAGUACAGCUUCAUCCACGAGGCGCUGCUGGAGGCCGUGGGCUGCGGCAACACCGAGGUCCCCGCACGCAGCCUCUACACCUACAUCCAGAAGCUGGCUCAGGUGGAGCCUGGAGAGCACGUCACCGGCAUGGAACUGGAGUUCAAGCGGCUGGCCAACUCCAAGGCCCACACCUCCCGCUUCAUCAGUGCCAAUCUGCCUUGUAACAAGUUCAAAAACCGCCUGGUGAACGUCAUGCCGUAUGAGAGUACGCGCGUCUGCCUGCAGCCCAUCCGGGGCGUGGAGGGCUCCGACUACAUCAACGCCAGCUUCAUCGACGGCUAUAGGCAGCAGAAGGCUUACAUAGCGACGCAGGGGCCCCUGGCCGAGAGCACGGAGGACUUCUGGCGCAUGCUGUGGGAGAACAACUCCACCAUCGUCGUCAUGCUCACCAAGCUGCGCGAGAUGGGCCGGGAGAAGUGCCACCAGUACUGGCCGGCCGAGCGCUCCGCCCGCUACCAGUACUUCGUGGUGGACCCCAUGGCGGAGUACAACAUGCCCCAGUACAUCCUGCGCGAGUUCAAGGUCACCGACGCCCGGGACGGCCAGUCGCGGACAGUGCGGCAGUUCCAGUUCACCGACUGGCCCGAGCAGGGCGUGCCCAAGUCGGGAGAAGGCUUCAUCGACUUCAUCGGCCAGGUGCAUAAGACCAAGGAGCAGUUCGGCCAGGACGGGCCCAUCUCGGUGCACUGCAGCGCCGGCGUGGGCAGAACCGGCGUGUUCAUCACGCUGAGCAUCGUGCUGGAGCGCAUGCGCUACGAGGGCGUGGUGGACAUAUUCCAGACGGUGAAGAUGCUGCGGACGCAGAGGCCGGCCAUGGUGCAGACGGAGACAGCUCGCCAUGUGGGGCUCCACGCCACGCCCCUCCGGCGGCACGGCACGCCCCUUUCGGCGGCCAGUCCCGUCCCGUGGGGUCUGUGGGGCGGUGAGGCUGGUCUGGGCGGGCCUCCAGCAGGCCGGACCCCGGGGCCCGCUGACCAUCAGGGCCCCACCGGUCAUCGCAAGGCGAUGUCCACCAGGCAGGCCGUGCGCCGCGGGGAUCGUGCCCGGCCGAGCACGCAGCGCCUUACAAAGCCCAGGAUUCCGACGUGCUUGGAGCUGCCAGGAAAACCCCAGGCCAUGGACGCAUACCAUGACCUGAGGAGUGGCCAGGGUGGAGGAGAGGAAACUCGGUGGGUGCAGGGCCGACUGAACAGCCGCAGUGAAUGGUGGCUUCUCUCAGAUCCGGCCCUGCGCGGGCCCCCCACCCCUGCGGGUCCUUCCAAGGCCGAGGCUUGGCAGAGGGGCGCCAGCUGCCGCCCUCCCCUGGCCGGGGCCCUCACAGCCCCUGUGAAGCCAGGGGCCCCUCCACUGUUCGGUCACACGUCCAUAUGGCAGAGGACACAGGCGGAGGGGGACUGGAAGCCCCUCUGUCCACCAGGCAGGUCAAGCGGGGACCUGCGUGCCAUCCGCGCCUGA